Molecule: messenger RNA, 1764 nt
Organism: Chilo suppressalis (striped riceborer)
Lineage: Eukaryota; Metazoa; Arthropoda; Insecta; Lepidoptera; Crambidae
Source: the annotation of a GenBank genome assembly
AUGCCCAAAAAAGGAAAUUUAGAGCGACAUUUUAACACAAUGCAUAGUAAAUAUCAGACUGACUUUCCACCUAACAGCGAAAUAAGAAAGAGUAAAUUGCAAGCACUGAAAUCGCAAUUAAAAGUACAAGAAAACAUGUUUUCUGGGCCUAUUGAGCAAAGUAAAGCUGCAACUGAAGCUUCUUUCCAAGUCAGCUACAGAAUUGCACAAAAGUGCAAACCUUUUUCCGAUGGAGAAUACAUCAAAGAAAUCUUCGAAGAAGUGUCAGAUUCGCUGUUUGUGAAUUUCAAAAAUAAAAUCGAAAUUAAAAAAGCUUUUCAUGGAUUACAGCUGUCGCGAAAUACUGUGAUGCGCCGUAUAGAAAUAAUAAGUAAAAACUUAAACGAACAACUACAAAAAGAUAUCACCCGCUGCGUUGCUUUUUCGCUUCAAUUUGACGAGUCAACAGAUGUCACUGAUACUGCACAAUUACUUGUUUUUAUUCGGAUGGUCUUCAAAGAUUUUUCGACCAAAGAAGAACUGCUAGGUAUGAUUUCCUUAAAAGGAAAAUCUCGUGGCCUUGAUAUAUUCACAGAAUUCAAAGCAUAUAUUUGCCAGAUUGAGCUAUGCAUGUAUAAACUCGUAUCAAUGACAACUGAUGGAGCUCCUGCAAUGACAGGUAUUCAUAAUGGUUUUAUUGCUCUUUGUCGCAAAGACGAAGAUUUCCCAGACUUCAUUAGCUACCACUGCAUAAUUCAUCAACAAGUAUUGGCUAGUAAGAGAUUAAACACGAAACAUGUGAUGGAUAUUUCUUUUAAGAUUGUAAAUUCCAUAAAGGGAAAAUCCCUCCAAAGGCGGCUCUUUAAACAGCAAUUAGAUGAGAAGGAACCAGAAUUGGCAAUGCACACUGACGUGAGGUGGUUGAGUCGAGGCAAGUUUUUGCAAAGAUUUCGAGAUCUAUUGGACGAAAUAAUAAAAUUUCUUGAUGAAAGGGGUGAUGAUUAUCAGCAAUUGUGUGAUUUAGACUGGCAAUGUGAUUUAGCUUUUUUGGCAGAUUUUACUGGAAAAUUGAGUACAUUAAAUCUGAAUCUACAAGGCAAGAAUAAAACAUUAACAGAAAUGAUGAGUUCUAUUGCAGCGUUUCAAUGUCAAACAGCGUCUAUGAUAGUUGACAUAGAGAAGAAAAAAUUUGAACAAUUUGCUAACAUCAAGGAUCAUAUGGAAAAACAUCCUACCUACAAUUUCAUUUCUGAGAAAUAUACGACAGAAAUUAGGGCAGUGGUAGCAGACUUCGAAAUUCGCUUUGGUGAUUUCAGAAAAAUUGAGAACUUGAUUCAAUUUAUCAGUUAUCUGUUCAAUGAUUCCAUUGAUAAUAGUGAUAUCUAUGAAUUGGCUUCAAAAUUUGCAGAUACAUUUCAAAUGGAGCACAUGAUGUUACAAAACGAAAUUAUUACUCUGCGCUGCGACAUAUUUCUUAAAGCAAGGUCAUCCUCAGGUCAAGAUUUCUGGGCAUUGGUUUCCGAUGAAAAAUAUCCAAAUUUGAAGAAAUGUGUUGAACAACUUCAUUCGUGUUUUGGUUCAACAUAUUUAUGUGAGUCAGCAUUUUCCUACUUAAAGCAAACAAAAAGUAAACACCGUUCUCGCUUGACAGACGCUCAUACAUUGGAUUCUUUAAGGUUGGCAAUCUCCAACUACAAACCUGAUUAUGCUAAACUAGUGGAAGAUACUAAGUUCUUUAAGUACCCCCAUGUUUAUGUAGGUAUACAAAUUGUUAUGCUCAUAUAA